Messenger RNA from Brassica napus (rape), 1597 nucleotides. Its product is annotated as calcium uniporter protein 3, mitochondrial. Gene Ontology annotation, biological process: mitochondrial calcium ion homeostasis; calcium import into the mitochondrion. Gene Ontology annotation, cellular component: mitochondrial inner membrane; uniplex complex. The transcript is spliced from 2 exons. The record is from RefSeq and is a predicted model, not a curated record. NCBI's taxonomy places the organism in Eukaryota, Viridiplantae, Streptophyta, Magnoliopsida, Brassicales, Brassicaceae. The coding region runs from base 144 to 1106 and encodes 320 amino acids. Gene Ontology annotation, molecular function: calcium channel activity; uniporter activity.
UUUGUUUGCGUCAUUGUCUGAACCAACGAUGAUACCUAUAAAAGGAAGUUCAAAUCUUCAGUUUCAAUCUCAGACCAAAAUACAAAGCCUGUUUUCUCUGUUCUGUCUCUUUCUAAAACCGUAGGUAGCUUUAGAGAUCGACGAUGUCGUCGAAGAAAACACUAGUUCGAAAUCUCUUCAACAUUUCCAAAACAUAUUCCCGGAUCUCGGGUCUUACCCGAAUGCGUCCUCCGACCAAACCGGGCAUUACUCCUGACGCCGGAGAUUCUGGAAUCCGCCGGAGAUUUCUCCACAAGAAGGCCUUUUCCUCGCCGGAUUUUGUUCCAAGAGGGGGCAAUCUGAUGGAGAAACUCAGGGAGCUGACUUUAUCGAACAAUCGGCUUCGCCUUGAUGAGAUGUUACCGCCGCCGACGCCGGAGAAGACGUCUCCGUCAAAUUUCCCGGCGGUUACGGUGGAUGACGUGAAGAAGCUUAUGAGAGCAGCGGAAAUGGAGAUGGUGAAAUCGAAGCUGAGAGAGAUUGGGAAAAACUGGGUUCCGUUGUCGGAGUUUGUCCGAGUAUGCGGAGAAAACAGUUCGGAUCCUGAACAAGGUAACCGGGUCGCCAAUAUGCUCGACCAAGCUGGAAACGUCAUCGUUUUGGGAAAUUUCGUCUGCCUUAAACCCGAAGAGCUAACAAGCGCCGUGGCUGGCCUAAUUCCGACAAACGAACCCACUCGCGACGCUGCGACAAUACAAGAGUUCGAGCAACUUGAGAUUAUAAAAGCAGAUAUCGACAAAAGAGCCGAUGAUAUGGUGCGGCGAGAGUUAAUGGCCGGACUAGGCUUUGCUGUGGCCCAAACGAUUGGAUUUUUUAGGUUGACGUUUUGGGAACUGUCUUGGGACGUGAUGGAGCCCAUAUGCUACUACGUAAGUUCCACGUAUUUCAUGGCUGGUUACGCCUUCUUCAUCCGAACCGCAAAGGAACCUACCUUCCAAGGGUUUUACAAAAGCCGGUUCCAGACCAAGCAGAAACGGUUGAUUAAAAAGCUUGAUUUCGAUAUCGACCGCUUUACCAAGCUACAGAAGAUGCAUCGUCCAGACUUUACUAAAUCUGGUCGUUGUUGAUCGUAAUAUUUUUGUUGGUUGAUUAUCUUCUAAUUCGGAUACCAAUUACAAGUAUAAACGUCUAAAAGUUUUAUAGAGAUUAAAUAAACUUAGAAGGAUCUUUUCUUUUUCACAAAACACACUUUGGUUUGCACCUAGCUAUAUAAAGAGAGAGAGAGAGAGAGAGAGAGAGAGAGAGAGAGAGAGAGAGAGAGUUGUACUCGCUUGGAGAGAGAAUUUUAAUCUCUAGUGGAGACUCGCUUGGCAUGCCAAGGAGCUCCUAAAAAUUUGCACGUAAAGAGAUAUGGAGACUGAUCAUAACUGAAUAUAUUAUUAAUGGGUGUAGUCCACAUCCAAAUGCUAAUUCAGAAUGAAGGAUUAUCACAUCAUUUAUAUAUUGCUCUAAGUAUCAUCAUUCCACAACUCUUGUGGAAUGUGAGAUAUUCUAAUUAAUAAGAUUGCAACUGGAUUGUCAAUUUUUAUAAUCAAAUAAUAUAGAAUUUUUUUAUUUC